CUCGGGGCGGGCCUGCCGCCCUCCCGGGACGCCGGGACCGCCGGGGCGCCGCGCGCUCGCCCACUGGCCCGGCGAGGCCGAAGCGGAGCCCCGGUGCCCGGCGAGCGGAGGGAGUUCCCAGACUCUGUGACAGAAAGAGGUACAGCCGACAUCUCCACAUCACAAUGGCUGAGGCCACGAUUACCAUGCAGAGCACCUGCCCACAAGCUCUGCACAGGCCCUGUCCAGCAAGGAGCUGAGGCAAGAAGCACAGGAGUCUCGUUGAAUGGCUGACAUCUGACAACAUGCACCACCAGUGGCUUCUGUUAGCCGCCUGCUUUUGGGUGAUUUUCAUGUUCAUGGUGGCCAGCAAGUUUAUCACCUUGACCUUUAAAGACCCGGAUGGGUACAGUGCCAAACAGGAGUUUUUGUUCCUAACAACUGUACCGGAAGCAGGGAAGUUGCCGGAAGAGAAGCAGUUUCCUGAGGAGCUGCAGCAGGUGACCGGGCAGAUGCUCCCCGGGAGCCGGCCUGAUCCACCCCUGGUCUAUCUGGAGCGCCUGGAGCUCAUGAGGAACGUGUGCAGGGACGAGGCCCUGAAGAACCUCUCGCACGCCGCCGUGUCCAAGUUCGUCCUGGAUCGGAUAUUCGUCUGCGACAAGCACAAGAUUCUUUUCUGCCAGACUCCUAAAGUGGGCAACACGCAGUGGAAGAAAGUGUUGAUCGUCCUCAACGGAGCAUUUCCUUCCAUCGAAGAGAUCCCCGAACACGUGGUCCAUGACCAUGAGAAGAAUGGCCUUCCCCGUCUCUCUUCCUACAGCAGAGUGGGAAUUCAGAAGCGGUUAAACACAUACUUCAAGUUUUUUAUCGUGAGAGAUCCUUUUGAAAGACUGAUUUCCGCCUUUAAGGACAAGUUUGUUCACAACCCCCGCUUUGAGCCCUGGUACCGGCACGACAUCGCCCCCAGCAUCAUCAGGAAGUACCGGCGGAACCACACGGAGACCCGGGGGAUCCAGUUUGAAGACUUUGUGCGCUACCUCGGCGAUCCACACCACAGGUGGCUAGACCUUCAGUUUGGGGAGCACAUCAUCCACUGGGUGACGUAUGUGGAGCUCUGCGCUCCCUGUGAGAUAAAGUACAGCGUGAUCGGACACCACGAGACUCUGGAGGAGGACGCCCCGUACAUCCUGAGGGCAGCCGGCAUAGACCGCCUGGUGUCCUACCCCACCAUCCCCCCGGGUAUCACCGUGUACAACAAAACCAAGGUGGAGCACUACUUCCUGGGCAUCAGCAAACGAGACAUCCGGCGCCUGUACGCACGUUUUGAAGGGGACUUUAAGCUGUUUGGGUAUCAGAAGCCAGAUUUUUUGCUAAAUUAAUACCUAGGACCAAUGAAUUUACUUUGUUAGUCCAGGGGCUAAUGAGGUGGAGAUCUGAGGACAGAAAUGACCCUUGCUCUGUCACACCCCUCCUAAGCCCCUCCCCAUUCCCCUGUGGUCCAGUGAAUGGAAGGUGCUAGAUCCUGAAUGCUUAGCUGAGAUGUCACCUGGAUGCCACUGGCCUUUUCCUCCGUGGAGGGGAAGAAGACAAGUGCAGUCUGUCAGCUGAACUUGGGGACCACAGCUCAGCCUCAGGGGCUGCUUCCCUCUGCUGUUACUGGCCCUUGGCCUUGACGCUCUCCUGGCUGGGGGAGGACGUGGUGCCCGUGCCCGGCGAUGGCAAGAAUGGCUCCCGGCGGCACCUUGAAGAGGGACAGGCAAGCUGAGGGACUGCCCGAGUCUCCAGGGCCCGUGCUGGAUCCAUCCGAGCCAUCAAAAGGACUCCUUGCCUUUUAUCUUGUCACGACGGUAACCGUGGAGGCCAGUCAGACUUCUGUGACCAUUGAGUCCUCAUGGCAUUUGCUGAUGACCACAGGAUGGGUCCAGCGGUUCAUCAUCGGAGAUCCCACGCCGGGCAGUGCUGGCCACCACAUGCCUGUGUCGUGCAGCACAGGACAGAGUUUUAGAGAGCAAGAGGAGUGGAAGUGCUACCUGGGAAGGAGGACACUUUUAAUGUAGCCUGGUAGAGGAAGUAGUGGCAGGUCUGGGAGCAGGUUUGGGUACCUCCCUUCUGACCCAUCCUGUCCCUUAUCUUUGACUGUCCAGCCUGGGUGGUCCUUCACUUCCCUCACCAGCCUGCACUAUUCUCAGAAGAGAGACCAGACUGAUGGGCCAACCAGGAGGAAACUGCACACGGACUAGCAAGGGCAGCAUGCCAGCGUACGGAACUCAGCAUACAUUUCCACGUCUUUCAUCUCAGCAGACCCAUUUCUACAAUGCCACCAUUCUGGACUGAAUGGCUUGAAGUUGGAUAACCAAGUUCACCAGCAAUAAAAUCCGAGGCCGAGGCAGCCUCCGAGAACAAGUCUUCCAGGCAGUGAGACUGGCACCCCCCCUCCUCUCCCCCCCCUCCCGAGCAUGGAGCCGCAGCGACCGUUUCAGAUGCUGGGAGAGGUGACUGACCCAUCAACUUCCCCGAGUGAGUCCCUGGAACUCACAUCUCCAGUGUCAACCAACCCAGCACUGCUGUGAAUGAGCCAGCUUCUCUGAAAAGGCAGCCUCAGCCUUCCUAUUCCCAAAAAGGCUUCCUGAAUUUAUCGAUAUGAAAGUCAAAAGAAAUUUCCAAUAUGUGCCAAACAUGACCUCUGUUGCAAGGACCGCGUGUAACCCCUGAGACAGAAACACGGACAGUAGUGAGGCUCACCCCUCCAUCCUCAACUGACACACCAAGGAUGUAACACUGAGUUAUUUUUCUAUACAGAGUUUUAGCAAAGCCUUGUUAAAAUCAUUUCAGACCCAAUUGAUUGACUCUUUCCUCCUUGAAAAGGAACUGCAUAACGUGUAUGAAUUUAAGGCCUUAAGGUUAGCCCUAAUUAAAACAUUUUCUCUCAGAAACAAAA
Messenger RNA from Perognathus longimembris pacificus (Pacific pocket mouse), 2917 nucleotides. It is a transcript of the gene Chst10, whose product is annotated as carbohydrate sulfotransferase 10. The transcript is spliced from 8 exons. Bases 285 to 1358 code for a protein of 357 amino acids. NCBI's taxonomy places the organism in Eukaryota, Metazoa, Chordata, Mammalia, Rodentia, Heteromyidae. The record is from RefSeq and is a predicted model, not a curated record. Gene Ontology annotation, biological process: carbohydrate biosynthetic process; proteoglycan biosynthetic process. Gene Ontology annotation, molecular function: sulfotransferase activity. Gene Ontology annotation, cellular component: membrane.